Nycticebus coucang (slow loris) is the source of this 4280-nucleotide messenger RNA. RefSeq names its product netrin G1 (gene NTNG1). NCBI's taxonomy places the organism in Eukaryota, Metazoa, Chordata, Mammalia, Primates, Lorisidae. The transcript is spliced from 10 exons. Gene Ontology annotation, molecular function: cell-cell adhesion mediator activity. The coding region runs from base 1500 to 3257 and encodes 585 amino acids. The record is from RefSeq and is a predicted model, not a curated record.
GUAGCGUAAGGUUUGCAAUCCUUCCACUUGCUGGCAGUUGCAGAAGAUCUGCUUUUAAGUGAAUCGUACGUGCCACCCCUCCGAGGGCUGCGGCUUCCACGGGCUCGCUGAUUUGCUUCCUCUUAGCAAGCCCUCGCGCUCACUCUUUAAUCCGCGCUCGCCCUAAGUUUGCCGAGAGCUUGCUGCCCACUCGGAGCAGGGUCCCGGCCAGGCGCUGCGGGCGGGGGCGGGGAGCCAGGGAACCGCAAUCCAGAAGCAUCGGGGGCCAUGUAUAUUUCAUCAAACGGACUUUGGGUACGUCGCGGCUCGCAGGCUUCCGCGCUCUGGGCGGUGACAUUUCUGACUUGAGUGGAGGAAUGCUCGCAGGAAGCCCAGGCGUCGAAACUGGAACUAGAGGAUCUUCUUGGCGCCAAUGCUAAUUGUCCUGAUUUAUGCCCCUUCUGACUAAGCUCAACGUCUUCAUCUGAAAUAAAAUGAAAGCGGUGCCAAGCGGGAUAGAACCGCCUGGCCGCUGGUUCUGAUCCCCAAGAAUCAGAAAAUCGUCCUGCGGCUUAAAAGAAAGAAAGAAAGAAACAGAAAAAGAAAAAAGAAAAACAGAGAGAAAGAGAGAAAAAGAAAAAAAAAGAAGUAGAAAAAAAAAGAAAACAAUCCCUCAGUAAAAGUUUAAGGCGAGGGAAGUGGCAGAGCAGUGGCGCGGGGAGGCGCGGAGGACAGCCAGCGAGCAGGGCACUGGGCUGGCCGGACUGGGAAGGCUGCGAUUUCAUUAUUAACAUCAGUAUAUUUUUGGAGGGAGAGGCACCUUUCUCAUCCUCUCCUCCUCUCCGCCCACCCCUGCUCCCUCCCCCUCGUCUACCUGUCAAAGUCACUGAUCUUUUGCAUUUCGGAAGAGAACGUCAACGGGAAGGAAUUCCCCUCUCGGUGCCGGCUCGGAGAGGGGGCGACGCGCGCGAGGCUCCCCCGGGGGCCGAGGCGAAGGGUGUUGGUGCCAGAAGAAAAGAAUGAUUGACGGGAAACAGAUACCGGCCGCCGGACACUCACCCGUUUGCUUCAGAUGCUGAUAUCCCAGCGCACCUUAGCACCCCCCAUGAGCUGUGCCCAGUGAGGAUCACUCAGGGUUACCGGCUGCACGACAGGAGAGCCAUCACAUUGCUAAGUUAUUAUCUGCGACUGGACAUCUUUUGCAAAAUCCAAACUAGACCUGAGUUUAUUUCAUAGCUAUGUUUUAGGACACAGGAAAAGCUGCAAGUUGUUGUUAACGCCUAACACCCAAGCAUGUUAGGCUUCCACCAAAGUCCUCAAUAAACCUGACCACGCACAAUAUCCUCACCCUUCAUGUUUGGUUUUGGAAUCUGCUUUGAAAGCCCAUGCUCUGUUUUGUUUUGAUAUACAGACCUACCUACAUAUAGACAUCAUCUAUACAUAUAUGCAUCUGUAAAAUAGAACAACAGACCACAAAGCAAACUGCUUUAGUUUCCUCGAAGAUUGUAAAGGAUUUAGAGAUGUAUUUGUCAAGGUUCCUCUCGAUUCACGCCCUCUGGGUUACAGUGUCCUCGGUGAUGCAGCCCUACCCUCUGGUGUGGGGACAUUACGAUGUGUGUAAGACUCAGAUUUACACAGAAGAAGGGAAAGUUUGGGAUUACAUGGCCUGUCAGCCAGAAUCCACGGACAUGACAAAAUACCUGAAAGUGAAACUGGAUCCUCCGAAUAUUACCUGUGGAGACCCUCCUGAGACGUUCUGUGCAAUGGGUAACCCCUACAUGUGCAAUAAUGAGUGUGAUGCAAGCACCCCAGAGCUGGCACACCCCCCAGAGCUGAUGUUUGAUUUUGAAGGAAGACAUCCCUCCACAUUUUGGCAGUCUGCCACUUGGAAGGAGUAUCCCAAGCCUCUCCAGGUUAACAUCACUCUAUCUUGGAGCAAAACCAUUGAGCUCACAGACAACAUAGUUAUUACCUUUGAAUCGGGGCGUCCAGACCAAAUGAUCUUGGAGAAGUCUCUCGAUUAUGGACAAACAUGGCAGCCCUAUCAGUACUAUGCCACAGACUGCUUAGACGCCUUUCAUAUGGACCCUAAAUCCGUGAAGGAUUUAUCACAGCACACGGUCUUAGAAAUAAUUUGCACAGAAGAGUACUCCACAGGGUAUACAACAAAUAGCAAAAUAAUCCACUUUGAAAUCAAAGACAGGUUCGCGUUUUUUGCUGGACCUCGGCUACGCAAUAUGGCUUCCCUCUACGGACAGCUGGAUACAACCAAGAAACUCAGAGAUUUCUUUACAGUCACAGACCUGAGGAUAAGGCUGUUAAGACCAGCCGUUGGGGAGAUAUUUGUAGAUGAGCUACACUUGGCACGCUACUUUUACGCGAUCUCAGACAUAAAGGUGCGAGGAAGGUGCAAGUGUAAUCUCCAUGCCACUGUGUGUGUGUAUGACAACAGCAAAUUGACAUGUGAAUGUGAGCACAACACUACAGGUCCAGACUGUGGGAAAUGCAAGAAGAAUUAUCAGGGCCGACCUUGGAGUCCAGGCUCGUAUCUCCCCAUCCCCAAAGGCACUGCAAAUACCUGUAUCCCCAGUAUUUCCAGUAUCGGUAAUCCUCCAAAGUUUAAUAGGAUAUGGCCGAAUAUUUCUUCCCUUGAGGGUUCUAACCCAAAACAAGUUGCUCCCAAAUUAGCUUUGUCAACAGUUUCUUCUGUUCAAGUUGCAAACCACAAGAGAGACUGCGAAUGCUUCGGCCACUCCAAUCGAUGCAGUUAUAUUGAUCUGCUAAAUACGGUCAUUUGCGUGAGCUGUAAACACAACACUAGAGGGCAGCACUGUGAGCUGUGCAGGCUGGGCUACUUCAGAAACGCUUCUGCACAGCUGGACGAUGAGAAUGUGUGCAUAGAGUGUUAUUGUAACCCUUUGGGCUCAAUCCAUGAUCGUUGUAAUGGCUCAGGAUUUUGUGAGUGUAAGACUGGAACAACAGGGCCUAAGUGUGAUGAGUGUCUGCCGGGAAAUUCCUGGCACUACGGCUGUCAACCGAACGUCUGCGACAACGAGCUGCUGCACUGCCAGAACGGAGGGACGUGCCACAACAACGUGCGCUGCCUGUGCCCGGCCGCGUACACCGGCAUCCUGUGCGAGAAGCCGCGCUGCCAGGAGGCGGGCGGCUGCGGCUCGGGCGCCGGCCGGGGCGCGCCCCCUCCCGGCGGCCCCGCGCUGCUGCUGCUGCCGCUGCUGCUGCCCGCGCUGCUGGGCCCCGCCGGCCCCCCGGGCUUCUAGGCUUCGCGUCCAGCCACCGCCAGGCCGCUACCGUGGGGAAGCAACCACAACCCGAGCAUUUGCAACUAACAUAGGAAACACACACGCGCACACAGACAGCCCCACUCCAACAGUGUACAAACUAAGACGGCCUAACCGAACUAAGCCAUAUCUAUCAGCCGUGGACAGCACAUCCCAGUCAAGACUGUUAAUUUUCUGACUCCAGAGGAGUUGGCAGCUGUUGAUAGUAUCACCGCAAAUCACAUCGCCAGCUGCAGAGCAUACUGUGGAUUGGAAAGGCUGUGACAGCCCCUCCCCCCCAAAAAAAACCCCAACUAAUCAACCAAUGUAAAAACAUUUGCUACUCUGUAAGUGGUGCGCCCUCGUGCCACUCUGCCCAGUGCGUGGACCAACCAAAUAGCAGCCUUUGCUGUCGGCUGCAUCGUGGGUAUAAGGAAAUCUGUUACAAGCUGCCAUAUUGGCCUGCUUCAGCCCCUGACCCCCUUUUCCAACCUGUGCUUUAGUGAACGUUGCUCUGUAACCCUUGUUGGUUGAAAGAUUUCUUUGUCUGAUGUUAGUGAUGCACACGUGUAACAGCCCCCCUCCAAAAGCGCAAACCAGUCAGACCCGUGUAUAUCUUAGCGGCACUGAGCCCUCCCAGUGCGAGCACACGCCCACUGCACAAGAGUGGCUAUAGGAAAAAAAGAAAGUGUAUCUAUCCUUUUGUAUUCAAAUGAAGUUAUUUUUCUUGAAAUACUGUAAUAUGUAGAUUUUUUGUAUUAUUGCCAAUUUGUGUUACCAGACAAUCUGUUAAUGUAUCUAAUUCCAAUCAGCAAAGACUGACAUUUUAUUUUGUCCUUUUUUUGGUUCUGUUUUGUUUCAUUGUGCAGAGAUUUCUCUGUAAGGGCAACGAGCGUGCUGGCAUCAAAGAAUAUCAGUUUACAUAUAUAACAAGUGUAAUAAGAUUCCACCAAAGGACAUUCUAAAUGUUUUCUUGUUGCUUUAACACUGGAAGAUUUAAAGAAUAAAAAUUCCUGCAUAAAC